UGCAGGGAGCCAAUACAAUAGCUUAAGGAAAACGCCUACACACCAUGGAGGGAGCGGAGAGAGAGGUGGCGGCGCUGCUGGAGCAGGUGCAGGGCACACAAAGCAACGCCGAGCAGAUCGAUCUGUUCCGUCACGUGCAGGAGAUCGUGACACACCGAGAUCCAUCGGGAUCAGAGCGGCGCGUGCUGCGUAAUGUGUUGCCAUUGCUCGGACAGCUCGCUCAGCAGCAGAACGCGACGCUGGUGGCUUCGAUCCUGCAGCUUGUGGCACAGGAAGCAGACGCUGCGUCUGCCACAGCUAAUACAGCGUCAAGCGAGGCAGUGGGUGCGGCGUCCACGCUCCUGGCCGGGCUCUAUGAAGUAUGCCACACCGUGUUGUUGCUCAGCUAUUCGAGCGAGAAGAACGUGGUGCUGGCGCUGCAGCUAGCGCUUAGCAGUCUGCACUCAAGUUUCCAGGUCGUCUUGCGCGCCGAGAACAUUGAGAACCGCGUGGAUAUGGAGCCAAAAAGCUGCUGGGACGCUACGAUCCGCUGCAUCGAAGCGACGGCCGACGUCGUGGCCAACCCGCCGGAGGCAGGAGACAACAACCGCAGUGCCAUGGUCUGGUUGCGAGCCUGGAAGCUGUUGGAGAGCAGCGCCAUGCUCUUUAGCACAGCGCAGGAUGCGUCCGUGUACCGAGAUCCCAUGCGAUCCAACGUGCAGCCCAACGUUUGCAGUCUGGAUCGACUGAGUGGAGGAAAGCAGACGAUUCUGGUCAAGACACAGCUACAAGAGUUCGGAGUUUUCUUGUUACAGAGGCUGUGUGGGGUUUUGGGCGCUGUAGCGGAGAGCAAGGUGGCACUGGCGAGACGAGAGUUGAGUGUAGCGAUUAAUUCACUGUCGCUGCUAGCGGCCGUGCGACCACAGCACAUGCCACAUAUUUUACCAAGGCUAAUUGCUAUUUCGAAUGCAGUGGCAACGCCGGGAAUGGAAGAUGCCGUGAUGCAAAAGACUCUGACAGCCAACUUGGUGAAGCUGCUGAGCCAUCCGGCAGCGCAGCCAUUUGCGGACGAAGUGACGGACAUUUUGAUCGCUGUGGGGGCAUCCCAGCGCGCCUUUGCUGCUAUUAGUAAGAGCAAGGAACAGCGCAGACGGUAUACCAAUGCACCGACUGAGGCGUCUUUGCGAAGGGCCAGGAUCGGAAAGCGCACUGCAGCACAGUCGAUCACAGAGCGAGUAGAGAAUGCCAACGCCCAUGCCAAGCGCAGACGUGUGAACCUUUCCGAGUCUUCAGCAGCCCCUAUCUCUCGAGAAAAAGUGACACACGACGGAAUUGUCAACAUGCAAGCUGUGGAAGUCGCCAAUUUGGUGCUGGAGAGUUUUGCGUCUGAUAUGCCAACUCCCGCGCCUUCUAACCUGCAGUUGGAGCUCGUUCCUAGCGCGUUGAAGACGCGAAUGUCUGCACUGCUGGCAAAGCUUGCAACUCCUUCCUCAGCUUUCGCAAUUGAGAAGAGUGCUAAGCGCAUGCGUGACCCUCGACUAAGACGCGAUCCAAGGUUGCAGACACAGAACAAGGAGCAGCCAGCACUUGUGUCCAUUUUUGAUGACACUGCCGUCGAGGAAGUGAGUGAUUGGAUCUCGAAAAAUGCUGCUACAAUCGCAGAGCCACUCGUGUCUGUCUCGGAGGAUAACGUGGUUCAGGUGCACUUGAAAUCCGAGACUGCUGCGUGGCAACACGAAAUGGCUGUUGACGCGCUGGUUCGGAUCUUGGAAAACGAAUACGGUGUGAAGAUUCGAGGUGACGAAGCAUUGCGUGAAGGGGUUGUCUGUCGUCUUGCGUCAAGUCCGUGGCUUCUGUGUACGGACGAGAAAAACAAGCCGAUUGCGCUGUCGGAUGAACAACCGAAACUACCGUUUGUCUACCAAAAGAUUUUGGAUUUCGUGCUGGGCGAUUAUGCCGUGCGUUCAACGCUUGCAAUAAAUCUGCUGUGUCAGGAAUAUAUUCGUGCUACGGCUUCCCAGCUAAGCGGAACUCAAGGCGAGGACUCUAUAACUCCACCUGGCACUGCUGAUUAUCAGAUCUAUCGGAAAUCUGUAAACUAUUUCUUCGACACGUUGCAAAAGAAGAUGAAUAUUUCCUCAUCUGCGGACAAGAAGCUGUUUGGUAGUCUGGUGGCGCAACUGCCACGGACUCCGGUGGAGAUUCUUCGCCUCGUUACGUCGCUAUUUAGUGAGAAAUCCGGAGUCGUUCUUGGGAUUACACUGCUGCGAGAUCUUUGCAAGGAACGGAAAGCAUGUCAGAUGCCGUGUCUUCUGCUCCUAUUGCGGUAUACAUGCCAUGAAGACGAGCACUAUCGAAAUUCUGCUAUUCGCUGUGUCGCCAAUCAGCUUUAUGGAAUCGGUGCUCUUAAAAAUGACAUCGAAGAAUUUGCGAUCAAGUUAGUCAACUCAUUGCGGGAGCCUGUCACAGCCAACGAUGCAAGUGCGACAGAAAAUGAUGAGCCGAUGCCGGAGGCCGUCGAUGGUGCUGAAAAUGUCGAAUCCGUUAGCAUUCAAGAGCCUUCUGCAGCAGUGGAGCAAGGAGACUGCUGGCUGAAAACCCAGGUGCAACGGAUUACACUUGCUGAAAAGGACACCAACCAUGAGCUGCGGGCUUAUGCAGACGAAAUUCAAGCGGAAACUGAUCUUUCCAAGUCCUUGGACAGCGAACCGGAGAUUCUGCGGCGGUUGGAACUCUAUCUGGCUCUGUGUGCGAAGAAGCCGUCACUGUUGACACACUUGGUGGCGACGUAUGCGUACGCAUCCGAAGCAGUGCGCCAAGUUGUUUUCCGUGCCAUUGAAAAGCUCAUCAAGCAUCUCAAGCAACGCGGAAGUGUGAACGUUGUUGCCCAGCUUCACGGGUACGAGCCAAAUGCUCUUGGACUGGUUUGCCACAUCAUUCAGAUCCUGUCGCUUCGUGGACGGCCGAACGAAUCUAGCUCGUCAGCCACUGACGAGCUCGUGCAACAGAUUUUGGAGCUCUACCAUAGCCACGAACACAUUCCAGACUCAAUCUCGGUGCUCAUUCCGGUGUUGCCCAGCAUUCGUGGUGAGAUCCUGUUCCCAUUGUUGCCCCAGCUGCUAUCACUACCCCAAGCUCGACUGUCAGUCGCCAUUACGCGGCUAUUAGAAGCAAUGCCUCCGCAGGUGGUAGCUCCUAUCGACUUGCUGGUGGCACUGCAUCACGUGGAUCUCAAGAGCGAGCCAAGCAUGCAAAAGAAGGUUAUUAACGCCAUUAAUUUCUGCGUGGAACACCGUCACGCAUUCCCUUCGGACGUGCUUCUUCACGUGUGUCGAGUGUUGGUGCAAGAGGAAAGAAUCUCGAAGCUUUCGCUCCGUACGCUCAUUCUUAGCGUCACAGCCUACCCGACUCUGCAGAAGGAUAUGGCGUCUCUUCUCAACAUUCUCAUUGACAGGAGGGUGUGGGAGAUGGAAGAUGCCUUGUGGAAGGGCUUCGUCAAGUGCUCAGCACUCAUCCAGCCAGCAUCUUUCCCCUUGCUUCUUCACAAGUUACCGGUGCCACAACUGGACUUGUUAUUGAACGAGGAGAAAGAGUUGCGUGUCUUACUCCGUGAAUUUGCCUUCACUGCUGGUCCUGACGGCCAGCCUAUGGAUCUUCCGUCCGAAAUCAACGCGCUCCUCGAAGACCCGCAAGAAGGCAAGCUUGAAAACGUCCCUGACAAUGAAGAACCAGUAAUGAAAGUAGAGAACACUGAUCCCGCCAAGGUGGAGCACAACGAAGAUGAGGGAGUGGAGCCCAGCAAUUAGGAGAGUGGCUGCAACACCGCAACCACUUACAACGAUAGAUACUCAACUGAAUCAGAGGAAGAGGCAACAACAUUGCCCACAGGGAAUGCCCCAGGAAUUCUUUGACUCGGAAGUUACUUUGGCAAUGCCAAGUUUUUUACUAUUGUUUUGUACGGCAAGUUUAGCCGCAGGUGUGGCUGUUGUAGCGAACGUGGCA
Messenger RNA from Phytophthora nicotianae INRA-310, 3981 nucleotides. RefSeq lists its product as hypothetical. The record is from RefSeq and is a predicted model, not a curated record. Lineage: Eukaryota; Oomycota; Peronosporomycetes; Peronosporales; Peronosporaceae. The transcript has a single exon. Bases 45 to 3785 code for a protein of 1246 amino acids. Gene Ontology annotation, cellular component: mRNA cleavage and polyadenylation specificity factor complex.